AUGUAAAGUGUAACCUCUAUAGAUGUACCUACAAAUUUGCUGAAAAUGCCAAUAAUUAAGAAUAAGGAUAUUAUGGAGAAAAAAUGUAUUUGUUUAAAUAAGUUAAUAAGAUGAAUAUGAUAAAGUUGGAACCAAUUAAAAUGUUAUUGUUGAACCUGCAGUAGUUAAAUUUUGUGGUUUUGAAAUUGGCAAACUAAAUGAGAUUAAAGUGAGAGUAAUCAAUAAAAACAAACAACCUCAAAGAAUCUAUGUGUUUCCUCCUAAAUCAGAAAUAUUUAAUGUGAAAUUUGAUAAAAAAGGUGCUAUUCCUAGUGGAAUGGCUGAAGAGCUUUAUGUUUAAUUCAAACCUUAAGAAUAUAAAUAUUUUUAUGAUGUUAUAAGAAUAAACACUCAAGAUGAUACUUUGUUGAUACCUAUACAUGCUUAUCCUGCUUUAAGUAGAGAUGGAUUAAGAGAAUUAUUCCCUAGAUUAAUUGACUUUGGUACUUUAGAUAUAGGUGAGUCAUAAACAUAUGUAAAAUGUUAUUAUUAUAAUAGAGUUAUCCAAUAUAAAGUAAAGUGCCUCUAAAUUUUGAGUUUGAAUUCAACAUUACAAAGGACUGUCAAGACAUUAAAAUUGAACCAAUCAAAGGAAUCGUACCUGGCAAAGGAGGUAUUGAUAUUUCCAUUACCUAUUCUCCUUAAGUAAAUGUUACAGAAGUUAUGGAAGUGGAAGUAAUUAUAUAAAAUAAUGUUUAGCUUAAAAUAGCAUAAUUUGAUUUUGAACCAUUGUGUAUUAAAAUUAUGGGAUCUGGUAGAUUUCCUGAAAAUAAAAAAACCUUGAGACCUAGUUCAACUAAAAAAUUAAAAUCUAUUACUAAUUCCUCUAGGCCUAAGCUUUUAUAGAACACAUAAGAGAUACCAAUUGGAGAAAGUCCAAAACCUGGAGAAACAUAAUAAAUUGAGAAUCAAGUAUAAGAACGAUCAAAAACUUUGAAAAUGACAAAAAGCAAUAAAUUAAAAAGAUCUUAAUCUUAAUAAUAAGAAUCCAAUGAUAAUAUAGGAAUUGAUAAAUUAAAAGGCAGACAAGUAAAGUAUUAAAUAACAAAAGUUAUUAGAAAAAUCAUAUUUAGAUCAUUUUAAUCAAAUAUAAAGUUUGGAUAAAGAAAAAGAAAUGAGAUUCUUCUAAUGUGUUGGAGAUCCACCAAUUAAUGAAUCUUAAGUACAAGACAUUAUUCUUGAAAGACAAUAAUAUCUUAAUAAUUAUUUAGAAGAUGUUUAAGCUAAAGGAACAACAAGAUAUAAAUUAUUGAUUAAUGCAGAUAGUACUAUUGUUGAUUACAUAUUACCUGAAAACUAAUUGAGUUGGGAUUUAGAUAAAAAUGACACCAUGAAAAUUAAAAAACUUGUAAAACAUUAUAUAAUGUCAUAUAGAACUUGAGAAAAUUUGUAUGUGCAGCUAGUAGAGUAAUCUAUAAAUUAAGAAUGGAAAAAAGAUUAUAAAAAUUAAAGGCAUUUUUAAAAGGAGCAACAACAAGAGCUGAAGUCAGAUAAUUAGUAAAUUUGGAUUGUCAAAAAGCAGAGUAUUCAGGUGUUGGUAAAAAAGAUUUUGUAUAAAUUUUAAUUAAUUAUUCAGGUUAAAUUCACCUUUGAAUUCAACUCAGAAAACAUUGGAUUUUUGAAAUUACCAGUUUAAUAUUCAGAAUCCAAUACAAAUUCGUCAUUUAAAUAUACUAUAACACCAUAAACUGGUUUUGAUGAUUUAGCUCCUUUUGAUGAAUUACCAAGUGAUGAUUGUGAAAUCAUGUAAUAUAAAGUAUGGGAAUACCCUUAAAUUGUGUAUCAUCCACCUGUAAUCGAAAAACCUUUAAGGGAUGGAGCAGAAGAGGAAAAAUCCCUAAGAGGUAUAAUGGGUCCAGUAACUUAAAUACUUUAAACUUAAACUUAAAAUGAUAAUCUUGUAAGAAAAAUAUUUUCUAAACCUCCUGAAGUUGAAAGUUAUCAAAUACUUAAAGCACAUAAGACAUUAAGAUUAUAUUAAUAAUUUAAUGAUGGUACUCCUUUGAAUACAUUCUAUCCUCUUAUGUUUAGUAAAGUGAAUGGAAUAGGGGCUGAUUUAGAUCCAGAAAUUGCUUAGAAUCACUAAAUUUUAAAGCAAGAAUUUGUAAAUAGAACACCUGGCUAUCAAAAUUUAAAUUUAUUAUAUGAACUUCCUUUAGAUCAAUUCUAUUAUUAGGAAAAAAAUAUGCAAUUAUCUUAUGAUUAUGGUUUUGAUGAAUAGAUAGAAUUUUAUUGUCCAACAAUAAUGCCAGAAAAAGAAUUAGAUGAUUAUAUGACAGAUGAUGAUAGCGAUGAAGAUAAACCUCCUCAAAUCAAUGUUGCAGAUUAAAAUGAUUGGCUUAUUAAACUUGAAUAGGAUGAUAAAACUAUAACAAAUUUGAGACAAUUAGAAAUUAUAGACUCUUUUGAGCAACUUAAAGAAAAAUUAGAUUCAAAUUUAAUGUAAAUAAUUAAUUUAAAUUUAUAGUUUGGAAAAGAAUAAAUGGAUUUCAACAGUUCCUUCAAAAACUAAUGACUUUAAUAAGUUUACUGUUAGAAAUGAAAAUAAAAUGGUCAUAUUGUGA
Paramecium pentaurelia is the source of this 2603-nucleotide messenger RNA. NCBI's taxonomy places the organism in Eukaryota, Ciliophora, Oligohymenophorea, Peniculida, Parameciidae. The record is from the annotation of a GenBank genome assembly.